ACGCCCAGCGGGGGGCGUGGCCGGGGCGUGGUCUCGGCGCUUUUCUCCGCUGCCCGCGCGCCCCGGGGCCCCACGCUGUCCGCCUCCGUAGUCCGGUCCGACUCGGAGCCGCUCGCCGCGAUGGAGCCCGCCGCCGAGAUCCUGGUGGACAGCCCGGACGUCGUCUACAGCGCCGAGGCCAUCGAGGCUCGCUACGAGUACCGGACGACGCGCGUCAGCCGCGAGGGCGGCGUGCUGCGGGUGCAGCCCACGGCUACGCGCUUCACCUUCCGCACCGCCCGGCAGGUGCCCCGGCUCGGGGUCAUGCUGGUCGGCUGGGGCGGGAACAACGGCUCCACGCUCACCGCGGCCGUGCUGGCCAACCGGCUGCGCCUGACCUGGCCCACGCGCACGGGUCGCAAGGAAGCGAACUAUUACGGCUCGCUGACCCAGGCGGGCACCGUGAACCUGGGUCUGGACGGGGACGGCCGCGAGGUGUUUGUGCCCUUCAGCGCGCUGCUGCCCAUGGUGGCCCCCAACGACCUGGUGUUUGACGGCUGGGAUAUCUCGUCACUGAACCUGGCCGAGGCGAUGCGGCGCGCGCAGGUCCUGGACUGCGGCCUGCAGGAGCAGCUGUGGCCGCACAUGGAGAGCCUGCGCCCGCGGCCCUCCGUCUACAUCCCCGAGUUCAUCGCUGCCAACCAGACAGCACGUGCGGACAACCUCAUCCCUGGCACACGCGCGCAGCAGCUGGAGCAGAUCCGAAAGGACAUUCGAGACUUCCGGUCCAGCGCGGGCUUGGACAAGGUCAUUGUGCUGUGGACCGCCAACACGGAGCGUUUCUGCGAGGUGGUCGCAGGUCGCAACGACACAGCCGAGAACUUGCUGCGCACUAUCCAGCUUGGCCUGGAGGUGUCGCCGUCCACACUUUUUGCUGUGGCCAGCAUCCUGGAGGGCUGCGCCUUCCUCAACGGGUCCCCACAGAACACACUGGUGCCCGGCGCCCUGGAGCUGGCUUCCCAGCGCCACGUGUUCGUGGGUGGGGAUGAUUUCAAGUCCGGUCAGACCAAGGUCAAGUCCGUUCUGGUGGAUUUCCUCAUCGGCUCUGGCCUCAAGACCAUGUCCAUCGUGAGCUACAACCACCUGGGCAACAACGACGGGCAGAACCUGUCGGCCCCGCAGCAGUUCCGCUCCAAGGAGGUGUCCAAGAGCAGCGUGGUGGACGACAUGGUCCAGAGCAACCGCGUGCUCUACGCACCCGGAGAGGAGCCAGACCACUGCGUGGUGAUCAAAUACGUGCCCUACGUGGGCGACAGCAAGCGCGCCCUGGACGAGUACACCUCGGAGCUGAUGCUGGGUGGGACCAACACCCUGGUGCUCCACAACACCUGUGAGGACUCGCUCCUGGCGGCGCCCAUCAUGCUGGACCUAGUGCUGCUCACUGAGCUCUGUCAGCGCGUGAACUUCUGCACCGACCUGGACCCCGAGCCUCAGGGCUUCCACCCGGUGCUGUCCCUGCUCAGCUUCCUCUUCAAGGCACCGCUGGUGCCCCCGGGCAGCCCCGUGGUGAACGCGCUCUUCCGUCAGCGCAGCUGCAUCGAGAACAUUCUCAGGGCCUGUGUGGGGCUCCCGCCCCAGAACCACAUGCUCUUAGAGCACAAGAUGGAGCGCCCAGGCCCGGCCCUCAAGCCGGGAGAGACGGCAGCCGCCAGCCCACUGCCACACAAGAAAGAGUCCACACCCGCUGCCACCAACGGCUGCACCGGUGAUGCCAACGGGCAUGCCCAGGCACCGGCUCCAGAGGUGUCCACUGCUUAAAUCGAGCGAUCCUUUCACCCCCAACCCUCCUCUCCUGAUGAAAUAAAGGGUCCCCAUCAGGCA
Messenger RNA from Peromyscus leucopus (white-footed mouse), 1860 nucleotides. It is a transcript of the gene Isyna1, whose product is annotated as inositol-3-phosphate synthase 1. Gene Ontology annotation, biological process: phospholipid biosynthetic process; inositol biosynthetic process. The coding region runs from base 121 to 1797 and encodes 558 amino acids. Gene Ontology annotation, cellular component: cytoplasm. Gene Ontology annotation, molecular function: inositol-3-phosphate synthase activity. The transcript has 11 exons. NCBI's taxonomy places the organism in Eukaryota, Metazoa, Chordata, Mammalia, Rodentia, Cricetidae. The record is from RefSeq and is a predicted model, not a curated record.